Messenger RNA from Manduca sexta (tobacco hornworm), 3867 nucleotides. RefSeq lists its product as uncharacterized. Gene Ontology annotation, cellular component: mitochondrion. The record is from RefSeq and is a predicted model, not a curated record. Bases 112 to 972 code for a protein of 286 amino acids. The transcript is spliced from 6 exons. Lineage: Eukaryota; Metazoa; Arthropoda; Insecta; Lepidoptera; Sphingidae.
GACAUUUAGUCUCAGAUGAAAAUGAAACGGAACGUUGCCGUCGUCGGAAUUCAGGAACAUUGAAGUGAUUUUGUUUAUUUUAUUUCAUUAUAUCGUCGUAAAUACUAAAAUAUGAAAGCAGUUAGGGUCGUUAGACGGUUUUGUGGACCUUCUACCACCAGUAUAGGCAUACGUUGCUGUCAAAACGUAGAAAAAAUACAAGUAAGACACAGUGCCACUGUAGGACGUGCGAAAUAUCAGGUAUUCGCGCCAGUAACCGUGAACUUUCGGAAUUUAGGACUAGGACCAACUUCAAAGGACUUCGAGGAACCAACACAAAUAUCUGGACCACUUACUAAGGCUUACGCGACAGAGCUCGUUUUACAUCUCAACGAUGAAGAAAGAAAAAUGUUGUUUAGUGCUUUACAGGAGUAUGAAUCUAACAGAAUUAAGGAAGAAUUUGAGGAUAAGCUAGCUGGUCAGAGAUGGAGAAGUAAAUUUGGAAGGCCCAGCAAAGUGCCAACACUAGGUGAUGUCGACCCCACCGGCAGCUACUGCCCCGUGCCGGAGGACUGGCUCAAGAAAAAGUAUGCUGCGACAGUCCCAAAACCUACAACCAGGGAACUGCUCCACUUAUCCCUGGUUAACUCAAUACCUUUCAUUGGGUUUGGUUUUCUGGAUAAUUUCAUCAUGAUAAUAGCUGGCGACAGCAUCGAGAGCAGCAUGAGCGCGUACAUCACGUUGUCGACGAUGGCGGCGGCGGCGCUCGGCAACACGUUCAGCGACGUCAUCGGCAUCGGCUCGUCGUACUACGUGGAGCGCGCGGCCGCCACGCUGGGGCUCGGCGCGCCCGCGCUGUCGCCCGUGCAGCUCGACAUGCCCAUCAGCAGGCGCUUCUCCAACGUCGGUCGUGUGCUCGGCAUCACGCUGGGCUGCUUCCUGGGCAUGAUCCCGCUGCUCUUCAAGGAUGACGAAAAGAAACCUGAUAAGUAGAACCCUUAAAUGCAAUGCAACUACGUAUUAUCUACAACUAAUCACCUCGUACUGAUAUUUUAUAUCGAUUUCUUCUUUGAUUCGAAACGAUUAUUUCGAUUUUAGUUUUAGGAUUGUUUUUAUUUUUUUUUUAUAUUUUGACUUUUGUUUUAUGCCUAAAAUUAUAGUUUUUAUUUUUAUUGUGAAAAUGAUAUUCGUAUAACACACUAAAGAUACUGCAUUUUAAAGCAUUGUUAAUUAAUUUAAAAAAUCGUGUGGGUCCGUAAUCCCCAAAAAAUCUGCCUGAAUCUGCGCCUGACGUAUUUUUAUUUUCAUAUUACUAAUUACCUCAUUGUAAACAAGAACGAUAUUUCGAAUUUGAUUAAUUUCCUUUUUUUUAUUAAAUAAGAAAUAAUAUAAACACCAAUAUUGCACGAACAAGAGUAAAAAUCAACAGAUAAUGUAAAUCAUUGUAAAAUGAAGAUAUUUAAAUUUAUAAAAGAUAUAAAUCAAAUUAUCCAUGUAACUACCUACUUUUAUUAGUACUUUUCAAUAUCUCGCCGAGUCGAAUGGAACAUAUUACGGCGAUAUACUUAGUUCAAUUGUAAUUCAACUUGCCAUGCAUGGGAUUACAUUGCUAGGAUAAACACAUGUAGUAAGCCACGUAUCGCUGGCUAGAAAAAAAUGUGGUAUUCAUAUGUAAAGGUAUAAAUAUAAAUUAAAUUAGAAAAAUUGGAAACUCUUAUGAAAUAUUUGUGCCAUCACUUUUUAAUGUACAUUUGUAGAUAUCUAUGGUACUUAGUUAUAGCUAUUGCACAAAUAUACGGCACAAUCUUUCACCAUAGUACAUAUUUUAUACUUACUGUAAGAAUAAUUAAUCGAAGCACUAUAGGAAAUAUAAUAGGAGUCAAUGACUUCAUAUACUGUGUGUUACAUAACCUGACGUCUAGAUCAAUUGAUGGAUAUGCAAAAUUGCAAUCGGCAAAUUUGCAAAAUUCGUGCAGCCACGGUUUUCCGGGACUAUUUCUAUCCUAUGAUAUUAUACUUGAGACAAUGCGUGACGUUCCCCACGAUGGCAGUCUUAUACCGCUAUAGUAUGUGGCUCGCCACAUACAUAUUCACAUAGAUAUAAGGAUGGGACAACAUGUAGCACUAGUUGCAACUCUGUCUACUCGUUUAGGAACAAAUUUGAGCUUAUGCAAUAUAUUAAAUGUAAGUGAUAUAAAAUGCACCCUACUUUUCCAAAGCACUACCUUCAGAGUCAAUACAAAGUUCAGAAUAAUUAGUAUCAUUUCUACAGGUAUAUUAGAUAGCCAUCUUUUAAAGGCUUUUAAGUUUAAUUAUUUUAUAAAUCUUUUUUUUUAAUUAAGUACAAAGAGGUAUACUGAUCCCGCCCUGCACGUCACAAUCACAAUUAUCAAUAAAUUUUUAACCAAACCAUGUUUUAUUACUUUCUUAUGUGAAAUUAUAAUUUAACAAUUUGUGACUAAACAUGGAUAACAUUAAUCGUUGACUAAAACUGUGUAUAGCUUAUGCCAAUAAUCAUAUUGUAGAAUAUAAGUUUGUAUCAGAUCAUACAUAUUAUCUAGUAUAAAUUGAAUAUUGUUGUUUUUAUAAUUAAUUGUGAUUUAUUUUAUAUUUACAAAAGUACACUGUCUAUUACAAGGGUAUAUCAGCAUAGCAUCAGAAUUCGUUUAACAAUUUGUUUAUAGUGAAACAUAUGCCGUUAUGCUAUAUAACUUUUUUUUAUCGGGGCUCGGCAAAGUGGCUUCACUGCACCUGAUGUUAAGCGUAGUGAAGCCCAUAGAAGGUGCAGACUGGCCAAAAAUACGAGCAUCCCCGGACGGUCGGCACAGUCAUGCCGGCCUGUAUAAUUGCUUCUUCACGCUCUGCUUGAAGGACCUCAAGUUAUAGGAAGGGGGAAUACGUAAUUAUUUAAUGAAAAUGUAUUAUGCAUAAAUAAUUGAAAGCUUAAAAUAUUACCGAAAUUAUUUUAGGGACGAUUUUUCAAUAGUCUGAUAUUUUUUUAAUAAAACCUUCUGAAUUUAACUAGGGUUUCUCCUCUAAAAAAAAACUUAACUAUAAAGGGCUUGUUACACUUCUGAGUAAAUGCUAUUUACCACAUGAAUGUAUAUUGUAUAGACUGACAAAAUAUAUAAGUUAAACUCUAAUCUAUGUUCCAUAAAUAAACGGUAAUCAAAUGAGAACUAUCUACAUUAACUGUUGAAAAUUUACUUUUACAUUGCCAAAACAUGCCCUAAAUAACAGGAUCAGGCCCUAAUCUAACGUCCUAAGGUGACAUGCGGUACCAUAUAAAUGAUAAUAUUAAUGAUUUAUGAUUUUGUGUGAUACUGUUUGUGUUUAUGAGCAGGAGCUAGGUGUAAGCGAAGUGUUUAUUUCGUUAACCGCUAUCCAGUUGUAAUAAACUAAAUCAAAUCAGAUAUUAAAAUAGUAGUAAAGGUCUUCAAAUGAAAGUAUUAAUUGGUCAUCAUCUUAAAAUAUUAAGUAAAAUUAAACAUUUUAAAUAACGCCUCAUUAUAAACAAUUUUCAUUCAUAGUUUGUUACUUGUAUCCACUCUCUUAACAAUCAAAUUCAUGAAUGGUGACGAAAACAUGGACAACAUGUCAGGAAGGCUGCUACGACCUUGUUUGAUGCUUAAUUCAAUAUACGCGAUAUGCAGCUUCCAGUUUCAAAAUCCUAAUAUUGAACCCCUCGCAUCGGAGGCUAUCAAGUAACGCGUAUAUUGAUCUUUGAGGAUGACUACUAUGUAUGAAUAAAAUGUAUAUUUUCAAUGGAAUAUGUUUAGCUGUCCUGUUUAAUGUUCAUUGUAACAAUAGUUUGUAUAUAAAUGUAUUUAUAAUCAUUGUAAUGACUUGUGAUUGAUGUUUGGAAUAUAGUAUUUUAUGGAAAGCUGC